Messenger RNA from Fusarium sp. VM40, 2580 nucleotides. Lineage: Eukaryota; Fungi; Ascomycota; Sordariomycetes; Hypocreales; Nectriaceae. The record is from the annotation of a GenBank genome assembly.
AUGAACGGCCAUUUCUCUGCCGUCGGCCAAGCGCCGGUGGAUGGAAGCUAUGAGCAUGGCGUUCAGGUCAUUGACGAGGAUAAGGAGUUCAACACCCAUAUCAGCGAGUAUCUCCACGCAACCAAUGUUGCCGAUUCGGGCUUCAAUUACCACCUCAUCUCCGUCUUCGGCUCUCAGUCAACCGGAAAGUCCACCCUGCUCAACAACCUCUUCGGCACCGAGUUCUCUGUCAUGUCGGAAACCGAGCGUCGCCAAACCACAAAGGGUAUCUGGAUGUCCAAGAACAAGCGAGAGACGAGUGCAGGCACCAAGAUGUCCGACAACAUCCUCGUCAUGGACGUUGAGGGUACCGAUGGUCGAGAGCGCGGUGAGGACCAGGAUUUCGAGCGCAAGAGUGCUCUCUUUGCGCUGGCCACCAGCGAGGUCCUGAUUGUCAAUAUCUGGGAACAUCAAGUUGGUCUGUAUCAGGGUGCCAACAUGGGUCUUCUCAAGACUGUUUUCGAGGUCAACCUGCAGCUCUUCCUCAAGGACAAGCAGUCGACCCCUAGGUCUCUACUUUUCUUCGUUAUCCGCGAUCACCUCGGCACCACCCCCCUGGGCAACCUCCGAACGACCCUGAUUCAAGAUCUGACUAAGAUAUGGUCAUCCAUCUCCAAGCCUCAGGGGCUUGAGGGCUCCCGAAUCGAGGACUACUUCGAUUUUGGCUUCGCUGCCCUACCGCACAAGAUCCUGCAGGCUGAUAAGUUCACCGAGGAAGUUCAGAAGCUGGGAUCUCGGUUCACAGCUGGCCACAGGCACGGAAAGCCUGGCCUGCACGGCGACCAAGAGCUCGAGGGAGGUCUUUUCCUUUCCGAGUACCACCGACGAAUUCCCGCCGAUGGCUUCUCCAUUUAUGCUGAGGGCAUCUGGGACCAGAUCGUGAAUAACAAGGAUCUGGAUCUGCCCACUCAGCAGGAGCUUUUGGCUCAGUUCCGUUGCGACGAGAUCUCUCGAGAGGUUCUGAUCGACUUUGAUGUUGUUGUUACACCUCUGGAGGAGAAGCAGAGCGAGGCAUCCAAACUUGGAAUUCCGACUGUUCUGCCUGAUCUUGGUUUAGCAGGAAACGACGCUCGCCAGAAGUGUAUCAAAGCUUUCGAGGUGCAAGCCAGCCGAUACCACAAGGGUGUUUACGCUCGUAAGCGACACGAGCUUGAAGGCAAGAUUGAUACUCGCCUCAAGUCUCUCUACCAGGGCCAGUUGGCUGCUGCUCAUAAGGCUGGUGUUUCCGCUUUCGGUGAGGCUGUUGCAAACAAGGUCAAGGCCGGACAAAAAGCCGGUGGUGGUUACGAAUUUGCUGAGAUUGUUGCCAACGAGAAGCGAAAGACGCUGGAUAUCUUUGGUGUCGAGGCUGAGAGUUUGCUCAUCGAGGGCGUUGCCUGGACUAACUUUGAUUCGCAACUCAGGCUGUUCGAGAAGGAGCUCGAUGACGAGAGUGCUAAACUGAGAAAAGAGGAGAUGCGACGACUUGCGACCCGUGUCGAGCGCUGGGUUAGGUCUCGUCUUGGUGAUGCAAUUGGCCUUGAGUUCAACAAGUUGGGCAGUGGCCGAGGUGGUGGUGGUGCUCCGGAUUCCGACGACAAGCCCGAGACUGAGAAGGAUCUCUGGGACAGAGUCUGGAAGGUCUUUACAGGCAUUGUCAAGGAAGCCGAGGUUCGAUUUGCUGAGCGCGCCAAGAGCUUUGAUGCUACCAGCGAGGAGGUUGAGAUUGGCACAUGGCGACUGCGCCGGAAGAGCUGGACUGCCCUCCGGGAAAAGAUCGAGGAAGAGGUUAUGGAGGGCAACAUUCUGCUGAAGCUCCGAGAGAACUUCGAAGAUAAGUUCCGAUACGACGAGGCUGGUGUGCCGCGCAUAUGGCGCCCUAGCGAUGAUAUUGAGGGUAUUUACACCAAGGCGCGAGAGUCCACCCUCACACUUGUUCCCCUUCUGUCAAGGUUCCGACUUUCAGAGACAUAUGGCCCUCCGGACCUGCCAGGUUUCGUUGGACCUCAGCCUAGUGGUGUCCAGAGUGGCGACGAGGAAGACCUGACACCCAUUGGAGGUAUCGAUGAGGAAGACGGCAAGAGUCUUGAGGAGGAGAUGACGGUGCUCAGCGAGGGCAAGCGCCAGGAUCUCGUUGUGCGAUUCAAGAAGACUGCUGAUGGAGUAUAUGUUGAGGCUAAGCGUGGAGCCAUUGGCGGAGUUGCCCAGGUUCCGUGGUACUUUUAUGGUUUGCUACUCGCCCUUGGCUGGAAUGAGAUUUUGACUGUUCUGCGAAACCCGUUCCUCUGCCUUCUUAUCCUGGUUAUUGCCGGAGGUACAUAUGUGGCAUACACGCUCAACCUUCUUGGCCCAAUGCUCUCAAUGGGUAACGCUGCCAUGACCCAGGGUGUCGAGAUCGCCAAGCAGCAGCUUCGCGACUUCAUUGCAAACUCGGAGACUGCGCGACAGGCGGUUGGCAUGCCUGCGCGUGAGGACAGCGACAAUAUCAGCAUGGACACCCUGGAUAGCAGGGGGAAGAGGGCCAACACAUCUGCUGAGAAGGACGACAUUGAUGACAUUUAA